AUGACUGAAGACGCAGACGCCAACACCACAGCACUCCCGCGCACAAUCAGCGGGAGUUUAGUCGACCACGUGAUGGAUCGGCACCUGAUCCCUUGGGCGCUGUAUGACUUGUCCGGAGCUCGAGCUCCGGACUCUCUCGAAACGAUGCAGGACUACUUCCAGCGUUUCCGUGGGUUGCGUGGAAAGAGUCUUGAUGGCAUCUCGUACGAGUCGCUCCAGCGGUCAUGGUGUGCGUUCAUCCGGCGGUGGAACCGGAUGCUUGAAGACGGACGAAACUUUCAGCAGUGGCUGGCCAAUCGUGAAGAUAUCCACGCCGAUCAUUCCAUCGGUGUACUGCGCGAGAAGAUCUGUGAAAACGCAUGGAACGUAGAUCGACUCUGCUACGUUCCAUGCACGAAUCUUGUUAUUCCUGUGACUCGAUGCCUCGUCCAACUCGCGAAGCUUGGCAACGACACGUCGCUGAGUAUCCACUCAGCGAGUAUGAACAGCUCUGGAUCGGACGAUACAAGAGCAGCUUGA
Molecule: messenger RNA, 519 nt
Organism: Peronospora matthiolae
Lineage: Eukaryota; Oomycota; Peronosporomycetes; Peronosporales; Peronosporaceae
Source: the annotation of a GenBank genome assembly